This is a messenger RNA of Durusdinium trenchii, 1599 nucleotides long. NCBI's taxonomy places the organism in Eukaryota, Dinophyceae, Suessiales, Symbiodiniaceae. The record is from the annotation of a GenBank genome assembly.
AUGGUCCAUUUAGUCUUGGAACGACCGCGGGAGUCUGUUCUGCCGGUGCUCAUUCAACAUUGUGUUAGCUCUUCACGGGAUGAGAAGAAGACGAAGAAGGAAUUCAGGAAAAGCAGCUUUUGGAGCAUUGCCUUUCCCAUCUAUUACGUACUACUCAGCUUCACCUGCAAUGUGCUCUUCCUGGUGGGCUCCUUCCUGUUCUUGCCCAUCAAAAGCCAGGAGGCCAGUGUGAGCUUUACCUUCGUUGUGGAGAACAUCGAUGUAGACCAGGUGAUGACCUCCAACAGCACUCUUUUCCAGCAGCUGGAGACCAGCUUCACCGGUGCUUUAGCCUCUGACCGGCGGAACCGCAUCAAGCCGCACCACACGCACUUCCAGUGGCGGAAGACCACCUCCUGCAGCCUGGACCAAGCGAUGCUUUUCGAUGUGAACAUCUAUCCACGGGAUGGGCACAACAUCACCGCCUUGCAAAUGUCCAUGCCCAGCGUGGCCUCUCUCUCGACGGCGCUGAACCAGUCCUUUUCUGCCAACACCAUCGACGAGCUGGCGACGGGGGAGCCUCAGGUGAAUAUCGUCACCCGGCCGCGGCUGAUGAAGACGGCGGUGGUGCAGAAGUGGGCUGUGGACUUCGGGUGCACGCUCUUCAUCAUCGGCUCCGCGCUACUGGCAGCGAUCAGCGCAUUGGAUUUGUUGGAGGAUAUGCUCACCUGCGGACUGAAGCUGCCAAGUCCCAAGACUUUGACGCAAGGCUAUGAAUUCGUCGGCAGCGAGCCGGAGGUGUCCUCUUCUGAAAGCCACGUUUUCGUCAGCGCGCGCUUGGAGCGGCUCAUGUACCUGAGUGGGGGCUUGAUCUUUUUGGUUGGGACCUUCUACUUCCAACAUCCGCAGAUGGUCAGUUCAAGGGUGCCAUCCGAAGUGAUGCAUGACGAAGACGUGUUGUUUAUGGCUAUUUGGAUGUUCAUCAUUGGUUCCAUUGUCUUCGUUUUCGCCACCUUCCUGAAUGCCUUGUCGCUGAAUGCGAGCGGCAAGACCUUCAUCCACUGGGCCGUGGCCACCUGUGGGAUCUACGAACUGGGCGGGAUCUUGUUCGUCAUGGGCUCGGUGUGCUUCAUGCCCAACCAAGGUUGCAAGGAAGGCAUGGAAAUCCUGGGUGCCUGGUGCUUCAUUGUUGGUGCCGCCUGCUAUAUGCUUGGGGACUUCAUCGAGUUUAUGAAGACCUGCGCCUUGAUCUUCGUGCGGCUCAAGCAGGAGGAGGCCGCCCGCUGCAUCGAGCGGGCAAUGCUUUGCCACCUCUUCCGCAAGCGCUUGGACAGCGUCGGCAAACUGAAGCCCUUCCAGCGCCGGGUGCUCCACGGCCGCCGCGCCUCCUCGCCUCUGCCGGCGCCCCAUGCACACUCGGCACCAUCCAGGCCAAGACGGGAGAGCUUGAAGGAGGUUGGAAUGGUGCGGGCCUUCACUGCAGCCUUGGGGCAGCAACCAAUCAUCCAAGCCCUUCAAUUGAGGGAUAUUCCGAACCUGGAAUGUGUCGGAGAGAUGGAGCGGCGCAGUCGCAGCCACAAAGAAUUGUUGCCACACCCAUCGCCAUACUCUCAACCGUGA